Molecule: messenger RNA, 4794 nt
Organism: Pseudophryne corroboree (corroboree frog)
Lineage: Eukaryota; Metazoa; Chordata; Amphibia; Anura; Myobatrachidae
Gene: MICALL2
Product: MICAL like 2
Exons: 18
Coding region: 219-3434 (1071 amino acids)
Molecular function (GO): protein binding
Source: RefSeq, a predicted model, not a curated record
CGCUUAGCCCCGCCCCUCUGCCCCGGGCCACUCCUCUCCCGUAGUGUGAUCUCCCAGGGCUGCGAGUUGGAAGCGAGUAAAAGCGACAUCUUUAUCUUCGGGACACAGACAGCUAAGCCGCCCGCCUGCGCUGCGGGCAUAUGGAGGAGACAGCCGCACGUAUACACUAAGGGGGCAGCCUUACCCGCCGGGCUCACUGACUGCAGCAAUCACAAAAGAUGGCUGCUAUUAAGGCUCUCCAACAGUGGUGCAAGCAACAAUGCGAUGGCUAUCGGGAUGUCAGCAUCACCAAUAUGACAACAUCGUUCCGAGACGGGCUGGCGUUUUGUGCCAUACUACACAAACACCGGCCUGACCUCAUAGAUUUCAACUCUCUUAGUAAGGAGAAUGUGUAUGAGAAUAACCACUUGGCUUUCCGUGUUGCCGAGGAACAGCUGGGGAUUCCGGCUCUACUUGAUGCUGAGGAUAUGGUCAAGCUACGUGUGCCAGACCGACUCAGCAUUUUAACUUACGUGUCCCAAUAUUAUAACUACUUCCAUGGACGGUCGCCAAUUGGAGGGAUAGCGGCUGUGAAACGUCCUCCGCCAGACACCAUUGAGGAGCCAGCUGGAAAGAAGAUGACCAACCAUGUUGCUCCUAAUCCUGAUAGGACACCCAUGAAACAGCCACCACAGAGAAGCCCGGCACCGAUUGAAAACGCUCCUGUUAGAGCAGGCAUUAGAGAAAUUAAUCCAAAUAGUGAAGUAAGCAGCAACUGCUCCGUCUGCGGGAAACAUGUACAUCUGGUCCAGAGGCACAUGGCUGACGGAAAGCUGUAUCACAGGAACUGUUUCAGAUGUAAACAGUGUACACGGACGCUGCAGCCGGGUAGUUAUAAACUAGGAGAUCAGCCUGGAACUCUCAUCUGCAAACAUCAUUCUUCUCACACUCACUCCCCAACAAUAAACAGCGUUUCAACUUCUGGCCCAUACAGUCCUGCAGUGUCUUCUGUAGGUGGUAAUACGGCAAGUCCAAGUGCAACUACACGGCCUAGCACCACCACCAAUAACAAUCCCUGGCAGCGCACCACAAGCCCCCCUGUCCCGGUACCAAACAAUAGGACUUCUGUUGGCUUUGUGAAUAAUAACAAGACUAGUAUUACUAAUGCCGCAGACCAGGAACCUGGUAAUAAGAACUCCUACAAAUUUCAAUCCACAAUCAUCAAGGAUGGUCCAGGUUCUGCAAACACAACCAAUCCUGAACCCACAAACAGGACCGCUGUUGGAUUUUAUGGUAACACUAAAGCAAACUCGAAUCUCUCCGCUGCUUCUGGAGUAACGGAACAACAUAACAAACCUACACAUAAUCAUUGGGGUGCCAGUAAGGACAGGACAGUCUCCAAUCCGUCAGGCAGUGUGGCCCAUUUACAGCAGGCCACAACUCCAACCGCAGGUUAUUUACAGACGGUAAAGGGAAAAAUAGAAAAUGGUAACUCUCCUGUGCCUCAGAACAACGCCUUUCAAAGGGAAGCUAAGAAAGAAUUGGGUCACAUUGGCCAACAAGGCAAAAUAAGUGCUACCUCAGGUAAUAUCCCAAGUGGGCCUUCUUUGUCAGCUGCAAGGUCACCAGCUGCUAUAGAGGAAGCAAAGGAACAAAAUACAACACCAAAGCCUUGUCUUUCUUCAACUACAAAAAAUAAGGAAGCCCGUGAUGCAUUCUUCCAGUUAAAACCUGUCACGGAAUCAUCAGCAAAUAAAUCUCCAUCUGGCCGAGAGUCCCCAAAAAUAUCUAUGGCUAAUGGGCCAGGAAGGUCUGUGGCUAUUAAUGUGACACCACACACUCCUGUGAACACUGAGAAGGUCAAAGUUAACACUGAGCUGGUCAAAUUUAACACUGAGAAGGAUAAAGUUAACACUGUACAGGUUAAAGUUAACACUGAGCAGGAUAAAUUUAACACUCAGAAGGUUAAAGUUAACACUGAGCAGAAUAAAGUUAACACUGAGCAGAAUAAAGUUAACACUGAGCAGAAUAAAGAUAACACUGAGAAAGACAAAGCUCGGAACUAUCUCCUGAAAAAUAUUCCUGGUUCGACUCCUCUCACACCAGUCCGAUCGUCAGAAGGUCCUAACAGUAUAUCCACACCGAAUAGGACAAUUGAUCCACCUCAAAGGGGAACACCAAAUGCCACACCAAAGACUGAACCUGUGAAACCAGUUCCAAAAGAAAGAAAGAGUAAACUGCCACCUUCUGUUUCCACUCAUGAGCCCCCAAAAACUACUCCAACAGCCAGUGUUGCCAAAGGGCCCAGCACACCGAGCUCUGACAAGAGUUCUGUCCCAGCACAGCCCACCCAUCCGACACAGCCCAGUGUGGUGAACCCAGGCAGAGUCCAGAAGGUGGAGGAACCAUCUCCAAAGAAAGAAAAUCCUGCCAUAACAGUGCCAAAAUCAGAAGCCCCGGAGGCAUGGAGGUCUAUGUUGAAAUCCGUUGACAAGAAACCAUUAAUUCAUAGGACUCUGCAUGAGGCCAAGCCUACUCCAAAAGAACCGGAGACCACCGCUGCUCAAAAGAAACCGACAACGUUUGUGACUGUGACCAUCUCACCAAGCCCUGCUGGCAAAGAGAACAACCCAGUUCCACCAAAAGUACCCGCUGUUAAACCAAGCCCUGUGGUCACAGAAUCCGCCAAUGUAACGCCUCCAAAGAAAAAGCUUCUGCCAGCCAAAAUAGACUUAAUUAACGAUUGGCCGAAACCUGAGCAAAAGUGGCAGGAUGGCGCUGUGGUCACUGAGGGAGAGGCACCCACAUGGCGCUCUCACUUUUCAACAGACAAGACUUCCACAGCUACACCUUCCAAUCCGAGUUUGGUGGAAAACAAUAAUCUGGCAUCACCUAGCAAGCUUCGUCCAGAAUACAUUCCAGAAGAAGCUAUCCAGAAACAGCUCCAGAUCAUAGAGCAGGAGCUGGACACAUUGGAGCAGCACGGGGUGGAGUUGGAGAAACAGCUGCGGGACUGUGAUGGAGAUGAGUCGGAGGAUUUGCUUAUGGUGGAAUGGUUCAAACUCAUCCAUAAAAAGCAGCUUCUGCUGAGAGAGGAAUCGGAGCUGAAUUACAUAUCCAAGCAGCAAGCUCUGGAGAACCAACAGCAGGAUGUGGAGACCGAGCUGCGCAACCUCAUGAACAAGCCAGAGCAUCUAAAAUCACAUUUGGACAAGGCCAGAGAAAAGCAACUGCUGGAUAAAUAUAUACUUAUCGUCAAUGACCGCAGUGAGAUAAUUGAAUGCUUGGAUGAAGACAGGCUACGGGAAAAGGAAGAGGAUGAAGUCAUGGCAAAUAUGAUCAAAAAACAUUCAGAUUCCAAGCAGAAGCAGCCAAGUCCAGAGCCGAACCUAAAGAGAAGAUCCAGAUUGAGCUUUUCCGGCUGGUUAAAGCCAAAAGACAAAAACAAAACUUAAAGUGAUUGCCUGAACACAGUCAGUGACGUGGAUGAAACAAUUAUGCCUUGCACAUGACCUUUUGAGGAAACACUGGAUCAACGUUCACAAUACAUUUAUGUGUUGAGCCACUCCCCGUCCUUGUCAGCAUUGUCCAAGCUGCAGGGCAAACUCUAGGAAGAUUAGUGCAACCAUCAACAAACACCCCCCCCCCCCUCCCCCUCCCCACCUGCUGGACACAACCAGUAUAACAACAGUACAACCUUGCCAUUUUUCACUCCGAAAUGAAAUUGCAGCAGAUCGUACCUUCUACGGUGCAACUGUUAAUGUCUGAAAUCAAUGUAGUUGCAAAACCAUUGAGGUUAGAAUUUAACUGCCUCAUUGCGCUAAAGUUUGUUCAGUGCUGGGAUGUAUUAACAAAUGCUUCCUUGAAUUAGUCACAGAUAUAUUUCCUCAGAAAUUCCUGACUAGUUCUUCUACAUGAAAUGCUUUCCAGCCUAAUAAGAUUACUUCCUUCUGUCAACUGGUUGUUUGAUGUGCCAAUCAGACAUACACUUGGGGAGAUGUAGCAAACCUAGGAGAACGUAGAGAGAGAUAAAGUACUAACCAAUCCGCUUCUAACUGCUGAUGUACAGGCUGUGAAAAAUAACAGGAGCUGAUUGGUUGGUACUUUAUCUCUCUCUACUUUAUCUCUCACCCAGGUAUGAUACAUGCCCCAUCACACAUUAACCUUGUACUGCUCAAAUAACUCUUGCGAUCAUCCAAGGGAAUCAACAAUUCUUCAUUUAAAGUUCUAUGGAAUCAGGAGCUGGAAUGCCUGCAUGUAGGCACCUGUUGCUAGAACGUGCCCUGGAACGCUGGACAGUGUACUGAAUAACUAGUUUUAACAGAGUACAGAAAAUCUCUGAACAAAGUGACAAUGAGUUCUGUGACUGCUGGUCCAUGAAAGCAAAGCAUUACAUCUCCUUAACUUAUGUCUCAGGAGUUUGUCACAUAUGUGCAAAGAGCCAAAUCCCUGCUGAACAUGAUGCAAAGUUUUCUAUUGUCUGGGGCCCAGCACAGCACACUGGGGAAAGCUUUAUACAGAUGGCUGCUGUAAUGCCUUCAGUACUUACUCAGCCAUGUGAUGUCAUGUUUUUUUUCCUGUUGUUUGGUUUAUAUAGGGAAACAAAAUGUGAUGCUCUGUCGUGGGCACUUCUAUAUAGAUAAUUCAGUGUGUGUGGUUUUUCUGUAACAAGUCGUCUCGUUAAUAUAUUGUUUAACAUUGUAUGGAUUGUUGGAGUGGUUUCAUUCAGUGCCUUUUAUUCUGCUCAGUACCCAUACAUUAACUGUAAAGUGAAAAUGAACUUUUUAUUUAAUAAAUAAAAAAAAUUGUAUUAUA